Messenger RNA from Sugiyamaella lignohabitans, 2658 nucleotides. RefSeq names its product Las21p (gene LAS21). Lineage: Eukaryota; Fungi; Ascomycota; Dipodascomycetes; Dipodascales; Trichomonascaceae. The record is from RefSeq and is a predicted model, not a curated record. Gene Ontology annotation, cellular component: endoplasmic reticulum membrane. Gene Ontology annotation, biological process: GPI anchor biosynthetic process. The transcript has a single exon. Bases 1 to 2658 code for a protein of 885 amino acids.
AUGAACACUUCUGUCCGGAAAUGGAUUCUGAUUGGAGUGAUUCUCUGUCUUCAAUUGGGAGGAUUUGGGCUAUUUGCUCGAGGAUUCUUUCCUAAGAAGUUGGUAUUACCGGGUGAGGGCGUAUUUUUUUCUGACGAAAAUGGGAUGUUGAGCGUUGAUGAGCUCGAACCGCGGUUUGAUAAGCUGAUUCUGGUAGUAAUUGACGCUCUCCGAAGUGAUUUUAUAUUUUCGUCUGGUAGGAGUGCUAUGAGCGAAGUUCACCGGUUGAUAAGAGACGGUGCUGGCUUUCCCUUCACGGCGCAUUCUACACCACCAACAGUCACGCUACCGCGAAUCAAAGGAUUAACAACUGGGUCCACCCCCAAUUUUUUGGACGCUAUUUUAAACAUUGCCGAAUCAGACACUUCAUCAACUCUGGCUAAUCAAGAUUCUUGGGUCAAUCAAAUUCAAAAGCAAGGAAAAAGGCUGCAUAUGUUCGGCGAUGAUACGUGGAUUAAGCUCUUCCCAAGAGCAUUCGAGAAGUUUGAUGGAACUGCUAGCUUUUUUGUUUCUGAUUAUACUGAAGUAGAUAACAAUGUCACACGACAUAUUGAUUAUGAGCUCGGUCCCGGUAGGGAGAGCUGGGAUACAUUAAUACUUCACUAUCUUGGCCUAGAUCACAUCGGUCAUAAAGGCGGCCCGGACAGCGUUUUUAUGCCUGAGAAGCAGCGGGAAAUGGAUCAUAUUAUUCACAAACUAUAUGAGAACAUGGAAGAGAAUACACUCUUGGUUGUAACUGGUGAUCAUGGUAUGAAUGAAGCGGGGAAUCACGGUGGUUCAAGCAGUGGAGAGACAUCUGCUGGUAUGGUAUUCCUAUCCCCUAAAUUUGUCCAAAUAAAGAACUCCAGCCAGGAAGGAAACAAUGGACACAAAGCACCUCUGGAUAAUCCAACAGAGGGUGAAUUUACCUAUUAUUCAAGAAUUCAACAGACAGAUCUUGUUCCAACUCUGGCGUCCCUUUUAAAAUUCCCUAUUCCUAGAAACAGUUUAGGGGUGGUGAUCCCCGAUAUCCUAGAGUUAUGGGAAAAUGGAGAGAAAGCUAUUAUAUUAGAGCAAAAUGUAAAACAGUUUGUCCAUGUUAUGGCUUCUACUUAUCCCGGGUUUGAUAAAAUUGAUGUCGACAUUGAAAUGAAGUGCCAGGCUGCUCAGGAUUCGGUCGAACUAGGAGAAGUUGACGAGCUUCGGUGUUUGUGGUGGCGGCUUAAGAGCGGUGGACGAGAAAUAUACGGAGAUAAAGAUUUAGUUUUUGAAUUUUUAUACGGAUGCCAAGACUUGCUAAGUAAGGCAGCUAGCAAUUAUGUCGAACGAGACCUUCAGUUUGGAUUAGGAUUGGUUAUACUGUCUGCAAUUGUUGCUAUAAGCGCUGUUUUCCUUUUGAAGUUUUCAGCGAAUUUGAAAAUAGUUCUUAUCAUUAUCGCUGGCGUAUUUUCUGCUUCUAUGUUUGGCAGUAGUCUGGUAGAAGAAGAACACCAUUUCUGGUAUUGGGGUGCAACUGGCUGGCUCUCUUGGUUAUACAUUACAUCGUCAAGACGGAAGUUCCGUGAUGGUGGCAACUGGAUAGCUUGCUUAAUGUUAAUAAGAAUCAUUCGUGGUUGGAAUCAAACCGGUCAGAAAUAUGCUGGUGGUCCAGAUACCGCAAAAUGGCUUGGCCAGGAUUCAUUAGGUGACAAUAUGGGUAUGGAAUCUGGAGCAGGCCAGGUCCUGUGGGGGCUUGUUUUAGUUCAGUACGCCUCACUUCUGGGAAAGUUAUGGCUCGGGGGCUUUUCCGACGUCAGUUCAUUAGCAGGAUUUGUGUUUUCAUUCUGCAUUGCUAUGUCCUCCUUGGUAUUUAAAAUUAAUAUGGCCAUUCAAUCUGGUGAAUUUGUUCCAAAAUAUCUCCAGUUUAUUGUUGUAUCUGCAGAUGACAGUGAAGGUUUAAUUAAUUUGGCUCGACUGAGUUUUUUCACAAUUGGACUAGCGUCCCUAUAUGAGCUUUCAAAACUGAUAUUGGCUCCGAGAGAUAACAGGGUUGCUGUAUCAUCCUCUCUAACAAACCUCAGCUACAUUUUUGAAGCAUUCCUGGUUACACAAACUAGAACUGUUAACAUUCCGUUAUUUAUUUUCUUUCACCUGCUGCGAACAUAUCUGGCUCGUGCAUAUCUCAUUAACCACCGUUCAUCUCGAGACAUUGUAAUUAUCAUUACUAUUUUCACCCUUAUAUUGCAGCAUGUUUCAUUUUUUGCCAUGGGUAACUCCAAUUCGCUGGCUUCCAUAGACCUUUCCAACGCUUACAAUGGUAUUAGCUCAUAUCAGAUUGUUCUUGUAGGAGUCUUGACUUUUGUCAACAAUUGGGUUGGUCCUUUAUACUGGACUGUUGCUGGUUUGACCAUGCUAAUAGAUAGUGGUAUUAUUCCACAAACUACCACAAAAGCCCAGAUUAUAAGCAACAAGAUUUUGAUUUCUCAAAUGUUUUUUUCAAUUGCGACAGCGGGAAUUCUUGGUGCUUGUUAUGUGCUGAAGCAUCACCUUUUCAUCUGGACAGUUUUCUCACCAAAGCUGUUAUACUCGGCAGCCUGGCUUAUUCUGCAACAUGGACUAAUCGAUAUCAUGGCAAGCACAGCAUUGGCAUAUCUCUUUUAA